Daphnia pulex (common water flea) is the source of this 873-nucleotide messenger RNA. RefSeq lists its product as uncharacterized. Lineage: Eukaryota; Metazoa; Arthropoda; Branchiopoda; Diplostraca; Daphniidae. The transcript has a single exon. The coding region runs from base 1 to 873 and encodes 290 amino acids. The record is from RefSeq and is a predicted model, not a curated record.
AUGGAUAUCACAAACCUAACCAUCUUCUCGUUUUGUUACCACAAUCAGAGACGCAAUGCUGACCAGGUGAUUGAAAAUGCAGCUGAUAUAACCAACUGGAACAAGAGAAAUACCACGGCAAUGCAGAACAUAUUUGGCGCCAUCAAAGAAGACCAAUCAAGGAUCCUGAUGUCUUGUAGCACAGCCCAAGAGAUGUGGAUGAAAUUGGAGACUGAGUAUGAAGAAGAUGCCGCAGACAAUGCACCUCUAUUGUGGACAAAGUUCUAUGGAUGCACAUUUCGACCAAGCCAAAGUGUAUCAAGCUUCCUGACUGAGUUGGAACAGAUAGCAUUCCGUCUGAAGAGCCUCAACAUAGCUAUUGAUGAUAAUCAAAUAAUGGCAAAGAUACUCAUGUCGCUUCCUCCAGAGUUCCGUGUUUUUGCCUUUGCAUGGGACAGCACGCCUGUUGCAGAGAAAACUCUCAAGAAACUGACUACUCGCCUUAUAGCAUUGGACAAGAGCCUGCGCAACGACGAAGAAGCAAAAUCGACAUCUGAUACUGCCUAUCUCAGUAAGCCGAACAGAGAUGAAUCACAGCACAAAGAGCAAGCACUUCCUGCCCAGUACGGUCAGAACAAAGGAAAAAGCCACCCUUCCAGUCAACAUGCUGGUAUACCGAGAACAUGCUGGGAGUGCAACUCCACUACGCAUGUUAGAGCUCAAUGCCGUCAAUACAAACGCCGGCGUGAGAGAGAAGGAGAAGAAGCGGACAGAAAAAGGAAGCGUUACGAUCGACAUGACAGAAGAGAUGAUAAACUAUGUAAGCUCCCAGGAGCAACUGGCCGAUGCACUCACGAAACCCCUGGCUGCUCCACGCUUCAAGUAUCUCCGUGA